AUGUCUUCUACUCCCUUCCCCGAUGAUGCCGAGCGCCUCCAAAAGUACAUUGAGGAUCCCUCCAAGGCUUCCCAAGACACCAUCGCUCGUGCUCGCUUCGCCGCAUCUCGCAUCAUUGCUGGCCAAGACGACCGUCUGCUCGUCAUUGUCGGCCCCUGCUCUAUCCACGACCCUCAGCAGGCUCUUGAAUAUGCGGAUCGCCUCAAGGCAAAGAUCCCAGAGUGGGAUGGUCUUCUCAUUAUCAUGCGUGCAUACUUCGAGAAGCCCCGCACUACUGUUGGCUGGAAAGGACUCAUCAACGACCCCGAGAUUGAUGGCUCGUUCCAAAUUAACAAGGGUAUCCGCAUCGCCCGCCAACUCCUCUGCGACCUCACCAACCGCGGUGUUCCUGUCGGCUCAGAGCUGCUCGAUACCAUCUCUCCCCAGUACCUUGCCGAUCUUAUUUCCUGGGGUGCGAUUGGUGCCCGCACCACCGAGUCCCAGCUCCACCGUGAACUUACAUCCGGUGUUUCGUUCCCGGUCGGCUUCAAGAACGGUACCGACGGCUCCGUCGGCGUCGCUCAAGGGUUGGCCGCCAUUGUCAAGACCCGCGGCAACCAGGACGUCCACGUAAUUCUCCGAGGUGGAACCAAGGGCCCCAACUACUCGGCCGAAUACGUCCAACCCGCCGCCGACGCCAUCCGCAAGGCCCGCCCAGCUAACCACCCCUCGAUCAUGGUCGACUGCUCGCACGGAAACUCGAGCAAGAACCACAACAACCAGCCCAAGGUCUGCGCCGACAUCUGCUCUCAACUCGUUGCUGGCGAGACCUCCAUUACCGGUGUCAUGAUUGAGUCCAAUAUCAACGCCGGCCGCCAAGACGUCCCCGCCGAGGGUCCCUCUGGUCUCAAGUACGGUGUCUCGAUCACUGACGCUUGUAUUGACUGGGAAACCACCGUCGAGACCCUCAACGCUCUCAACGAGGCCGCGAAGCAGCGCCGUGCUGUCCUCAUCGAGCGCCAGUUCGCAAAGAAGGCUUAA
Messenger RNA from Rhizoctonia solani, 1020 nucleotides. Its product is annotated as 3-deoxy-7-phosphoheptulonate synthase. Lineage: Eukaryota; Fungi; Basidiomycota; Agaricomycetes; Cantharellales; Ceratobasidiaceae. Gene Ontology annotation, biological process: aromatic amino acid biosynthetic process. The record is from RefSeq and is a predicted model, not a curated record. Gene Ontology annotation, molecular function: 3-deoxy-7-phosphoheptulonate synthase activity. The coding region runs from base 1 to 1020 and encodes 339 amino acids. Gene Ontology annotation, cellular component: cytoplasm. The transcript is spliced from 4 exons.